This is a messenger RNA of Lymnaea stagnalis (great pond snail), 3013 nucleotides long. NCBI's taxonomy places the organism in Eukaryota, Metazoa, Mollusca, Gastropoda, Lymnaeidae. The record is from the annotation of a GenBank genome assembly.
ACCGUUAUAAAAAACGUUAGAAUUCGGUCUGGCUAUUUUAAAUGGUGUGGUGUGAGUUUAAGAAGACAUCGUUUCACUUCGAGACCAACAGUCGUUCACUCCUAUAAGCCCUUCAUCUCUAUGAUGGAAAUGUGUGCCAUGAGGUAUUUUCUUCUUCUAUCCUUGGCUGUGUUUGCCGAACUUCAAGCAGGUUUGGAUACAAUGAAAUAAAAGAUCUUUGUUAUUAAAUUUUUAAUGCGCCGAAUUGCACUAACUUAAAACUUAAUGGUGAUGUUUUUGUUGUCUAUUUUAUUUUUUUUAAUCCUUUUUUUGUUUUGUUUUCGGUGGAAAAAAAAAGGGGGGGGGAUUAUUAUUCAUUUGUUCAAGUUUAAACGUUGGAGUUAAUAAUUAUUGACUAGUUUUGAAUGGGCGAGAAACAGUUCAUUUAAAAAAUAAAUUACAAAAUUAAAUCAUUCUCUUUUUAAAACACUUUAAUUUUAUAAAUGUCUUCAUAAGAAUUUCGAUUGGGAAAAAAAAACAAUUCAAUUAUCAUAACCAAACAUUUUUUUUUAAAGCAUUAAAAAGCUCGGUUUGAAAAACUAUUAAUAAUGCGUCAAAUGAUAUAUAAUAAUAAUUCCUUAGUGGUCGUUGUCCGCCUCACUUCAGAAAGGUAAUGCAGUCUUCUUUUGAACGUCCUCACAACACAAACUAAAGCUUUCGCAAGUAAAAAUUAUUAUGUUAUUAUUGGAAGUUUUUACACAAUUUAUUUUUCCCAUCCGCACAGUACCAUCAAGCGAUUCCCGAAGGUAAUACAAAAUUCCCGCGUGAUUCUUUGCUGAUCCACAGAGCGCCAUCAGAAAUUAUUUCUAUAGACUGUGCACCCCACCUCCGUAUUUAACACGCCCUCCCUGAUUGCGUCGCCCCAACCAGUUUUAAUAAUAUCAAAAACAAUUUUCCGUGACAGCCCUAGCGACUUGGCAGUUUUAUUCUCACAAAUUAUUAUUCCAGUAUUUUACUUAGAUUUGUCUAUUCAUUGUGAAAUAUGAAAUACUUCUCUGGUUAAAAUUUCACAAUUGGAAAAGGUAUUUACUUGUAAUGUAUUUUUGUCUUUAAGAUACUUCUUACAUUAAACAAUGAGUAUCUUAUAUAGGUAGACGUCAUGCAAUGUAGGUGACCGUCCCUAAACUAAGAGAAAAUGCCCCCCCCCCCCCACGAUCACAUCCCAGAAAACUUAAAGUUGAUGCCUAACUUUCGGGCACAUGCCAAUUGAACCACUGUUCAAAGCUUCCUUCGUGUAUGCGCGAACAGGACGCCAAUGUGCACGUUUAUACAAUGAAUUACGCGCGAAGACAAUCACGCAUGCCUUUAAUUGUUGAGUAAUCCCCUAUUUUACGUAUUAAAAAUCGUUUAAAACCUGGAUUAAAGCUGUCAAUAACAAGCGUGAAGUAAAACGGUGAUAUAGGUUAAGGGAUAACGCUGCCCCCAAAUAUAGUAUAGGAUAUCUAGAGCAAUGAUGGUUUUCGUACACAUUUACUAAUCGACAGGUCUCAUGAAAAUUCAAUCAUUCCGUUUAAGUAUUUCUGAAAUAUUAAUCUCACUUUUCUCAGAUUUGCUGAUGGAAGUCAAGCCCCUGGACAUAAUCGUUGGGCUUACAAGACAACUUUCCAUCAACUGUUCUUUCAUUCGAACUGAUAUUACAACCAUGGUGAAACUCAUUUCUCUGGUCAUCACGCGGUCGAAUGAGACCGACAGUCAGCGUUUUUACUACCAGGCUUCUGUGGAUGUCUUUGAUGGUCUCAAUAACGUCACCGGAGAUGUCUCGGGACUCAUAGACAACAGACAUGAAUCUUACAUAACGCUGACGUGGUACAGUCCAAGAUCGACAUUAAUCGGGGCGUACAGCUGUGAAGCCAAUGGAGAAAAUCUACACGGGCAGGUGGUAACGGUAACAAAGAUGGCGGAAGUCACCGCAACAAAACCGGAUGUAGAAAACUUGUUAGAUGUUCUAGAGCAGCAGUCUUACAUUCUCGAGUCUCAGUCCUCUUUACUUAAGCUUCAAUCCUCACAGCUUACAAAACUGCAGGAAGAUCUUGGGCAAAUAAGCUCGUCUGUCAACGAAAAGUGUAUCUGUUGUGAACGAUUCAACAAGUCUCUUAAAUCUAAGUAUGCCAUUUCGGGAUUGCACAAUGGCAGCCGCUACUAUCUGUCUCCCGCGUCAUGGAUACUGGUGAUGAAAGAAGCCGAGGCACAAUGUGAAUUAUUGGGUGGAUACCUUACAGAGGUGGACAGUGAAGAUGAAUAUCUGUUCAUCAAGAACUUCUUGGUAGCUUACCAAGAUUAUGAAAUCAUUUAUACUGGGGGGCAUGAUGAGGACUUAGAGAAUAACUGGGUCAAUACCUACAGCAAAUCUCCCGUAAAAUACAUCAAGUGGGCACAAGGGCAACCAAAUGAGGGAACCUCGGGUAACUGUCUCACUUUUUGGAGGGAUCAGGGCUGGACAAUGGCAGAUAAUAAAUGCUUUCAAGGAGUGUCACAAUACAUGGCUGGUUAUCUAUGUGAAGUCUCCGAAUAACAAUAAUUUGAUUGAGAUAUCAUAAAAUAAUUAACUUUAGAUUUAGCUCCUGGUGUGGGAAUUAAUAGACCGAUAUCAAACACCAAUUAAAAAGCCUAAUUUUAAAAAAGCUUGCAGUAUCACACAAAAUAAAUAUCCUUUCCUUGAUAACUAUUGGAAAAAAAUGUUGUAAAACUAAAAAAAAAAGUAUUUAUAUAUAUAUUCCACCCUCUUCAUCACACAUACCCAAGAUAAGUGCGAAUUCUUACCUUAAAGUUCGGACGCAAAGAUGUGUCCCUAGUCUGUUUUAGUUUCCCAGCCUGCUUUCCCAGCGGUUACCAACUCAAAAUGAUAACUAGCAAUAAAAAUUAUUUCUCUUAGUCCCAAUAAUCACUUAUUUAUUUUUUAAAUAUUUUCUUGUUUUUAUUAUUUUUUUUAUUGUUGUCAAAUACAUUGUAUCCUGAUUUCUACGCUAAAAAAAUA